This is a messenger RNA of Pogona vitticeps (central bearded dragon), 2814 nucleotides long. NCBI's taxonomy places the organism in Eukaryota, Metazoa, Chordata, Lepidosauria, Squamata, Agamidae. The record is from RefSeq and is a predicted model, not a curated record.
AUGGAGAGAAUGACGAACAAGGACUCUGAAGGCAGGGCAGCUGCUGCUGAAGCUGCCGCAACUCAGGCCACUGUGGUGGCUACAGCGGCUGAAGCUGAGGCAGCUGCGGGGGAGGCCGGGGCCGAAGUGGCUGCGGCCGCCAUAGUCAAGACCGAGGUUGCCGAGGAAACGAGCGAGACUGACAUGGCCGACGAGCAGGAGCCAUCCCACCAUGAGGAAGACUUCGGCCAGGAGGACGAGGCUGAGCAGCCGCCACCCAACGCAGCGGCAGCCGCCACCCGACAGCGAGUGCCUUGGCUAGGUUUCGAGGACGCCGUGACGUACGUGAGCCAGAAGGGGAAGAACCUGAUUGUGCAAUGCAAUUAUUGCCUGCCCUUGGUGAAGAAACUGAGCUCAGGAAUUACCUCUGCGUCCAACGUGAAGCAGCAUUUAAAGAAGGCGCAUCCUGAGAAGCUAAGAGCCAUUCUUGACCUCAUCCCUGGAAAACAAGGAAGGAGAUCGAUCUAUUCAGAAGACUCCCCGGAAGACGAGGAGGAGGAGGGCCCCCCUGCCUUGCGGAGCAGGAGAUCCAUCCAGGAGACUGUCACCCAGAAAAUGCUUGACAGGACCCUCAUGGAUUACAUUGUGGAGGAGAUGGUGCCUCUUCAGACGGUGGACCAGCCCACGUUCAUUGCCCUGGUUCGCCUCGGUCUCCCGAGUGACCUCAAAAUCAUGUGCCCCAAGACUCUCAGGGAGAGAAUCGAGAAGAGAGCCACGGUCAUGAGGGAAGCCCUCGCCAACCAGAUGGGUGCCGUGGAGUAUGUAGCCACCACGGCAGAUUGCUGGACGGAGGGCAGGAAGAGCUUCUUAGGGGUGACGGCCCACUGGAUCAGUCCGACGACUCUGAAGCGGGAGUUUGGGGCCUUGGCUUGCAAACGCUUGAAAGGGGGCCUCACGUACAGUGUCCUCGCAAAAGCGCUUCGGGAUGUCCACUUGCAGUACGGGAUACAUAACAAGGUGGUCUGCACCACCACGGACAACGGUUCCCGCUUCGUGAAAGCGUUCCGAGCUUUCAAGGCCGAAGAACUGAGGGAUGCUUCAGGCUCCUGUGCAGAUGAUGACGAUGACGACGAUGACCAUGAGGUGUCUCAGGUGGAAUUUGUUCCUAUCUCGGAGAUCUUGGACACUGGGCACAAGGUAAAGGGAGAAGACAAUGUAGACUUAGCAGAUUUGGGCUUGCCACCACACCAGCGGUGCGCCAGCUACACCCUCAACCUCAUAGCAACCCGUGAUGUAGAAGCCAUGAUUUCUGACUCUUGCAAAACGAGCCCGCUAGGUCUUUUCAGGAAACACUUCCACUCCUUGAUGAGAAAGUGCAGCAAACUCUGGUCGAAGCAGAAACAAUCGGCCGAGAUGGCGGAGUACAUCUAUGACCAGUGCGGGGCCUAUUUGAAGACGCCAAACAAAUCCAGGUGGAGUUCCCUCUUCGAAGCCCUCACGCAGCUUAACAAGCUCCUCUCGACGGCACCUCUGAAGAUGGACGCCAUCAUGGAGCGCUGCUCUUUGGUCAGCUUCACGGCUGACGAGCGUGUGGUGCUGCAAGAAUACACGGAGAUCAUGGGGCCCCUGUCCUUGUCUUUAGACAUCCUGCAGAGGGAGAACAACAUGUUCAUGGGGUACCUGCUCCCGACGGUGUACAAUCUGGAUCGCAAGUUUCAGGGGCUGGAAAACAAGCCAGUCCCGUACGCGUACUGCCUUCCGCUUCUGAGGGGUCUCCGCGAAGCCCUCCGGAAGCGGUUUGCACCCGUCUGGGAGGACAAGAAGCUGCUUCUGGCAGCCUGCUUACAUCCCCGGUUCAAGCUGGACUGGCUGGAAUCGUCCAAGACCGCCCAGACAAACAGGUUUGCAAUGGAAGCCUUGUUGAACGCUGAACUGAAGGGCCCCGUCAGCGAAACGAGCGACAGCUCUUCGGAAAAAGACGAGGAAGGCGACGACAUUUUGCUUGACUUUUUCGACAUUAAGCCACAGAGAAGGACCUCUGCCGUGGAUCCUGCCGAGGAGGAGCUCUCCAAGUACCUGAUUACUCCCAGCAGGGAAGUGUCAUCUCUCCUUGCCUUCCCAAUCAUCCAGCAGAGUUUCCUAAAGUAUAACACAGGAAUGCCUUCUAGUGCCGCGGCCGAACGCUUGUUCAGUACAGACGGCAACCUCAUGACUGCGAAGAGGCACUCCCUCUCCGACGAAGUCUUUGAACAGCUGGUUCUCCUGAGACAGAACAGAGCUUCUCCUGCCUUGUAGACUGUAGAACUUGUGACAUUUUUUGGGACAAUGUGUAGUUUCAGAAAUAUAAAACUGUCAACAAAGCCUAAGGAUCCUUACUUUCCAUGAAGUACGGCAUGUAAAACGUAAUUGCGGAAGUGUUACCAAAAUGUCUGUGCAUUCGUUCUCUAACAUCCUCGCUGGUGCAAGCAGGAUCGGGCCUGGCUCUGGAGGAAUGUUUUGGAUAACAGUUUGUGACAAAUUAUGGCUUUGUUCAAGGUUUUGUCUAAAAAUAUAUUUGUACAUUUUCCAUUUUAUGCCUGCUGUAAGAUCGGCAGUAAACAGAGCUUAUUCAAAUUUCCCCCUAAUAAAAUGACACCCUAAAUUAGAGUAAAUUUGAAGACAGAACGUGGGCUAGAAUAUUGUGUAGGAGUAAUACUGAGACCAGAAUUAUCUGAUUAAAAAAAAAUUUUUGAAAACAUCAUGCAAUACAAAGCAGCUUUGUAAAUGCAGAAGAACGUACAGUGGUGCCUCGCUUAACGAUUACCUCGCUAAAUGACGAAUCCACUUGACAAUGAA